This is a messenger RNA of Rhizopus microsporus ATCC 52813, 1506 nucleotides long. RefSeq names its product cytochrome P450. NCBI's taxonomy places the organism in Eukaryota, Fungi, Mucoromycota, Mucoromycetes, Mucorales, Rhizopodaceae. The record is from RefSeq and is a predicted model, not a curated record. Bases 1 to 1506 code for a protein of 501 amino acids. The transcript is spliced from 9 exons. Gene Ontology annotation, molecular function: oxidoreductase activity, acting on paired donors, with incorporation or reduction of molecular oxygen; monooxygenase activity; heme binding.
AUGAAUUACAUUGCAUUGGAUAAAAAAUCUGAACAUCUUUACUUGUCUGCUGGCGCUUUAAUUACUGCCUUUAUGUUGCUUAAAUCAACAUCUCGCUUAUUGUCUAAUAAUUCAAAAGAACAAAUUCCUAGAGUUCCAUACAAGCUACCAUUCGUUGGCUCCACGAUUGACUAUUACAAGAAUACGCUUGAAUUCACCAAGAAGUGGUCUAAAAAGUAUGGGUCUGCUUUUAAGAUGCAUCUUCAUGGUCAAUGGGUUACUGUUGUCGGUGCAGACGAUGCUCCAGAAGUCUUCACACAUCCAAGCCUAAGUUUUCUUGCUGGGCAAGCAGAGUUUCUGGGCCAAACUACAGCCCAUGCAAAUUCUAGAUAUGUCUUGACCCCGGAUAUAGUAAAACAAUCCAUUGUGAAGCAUCUGACACCACAUCUAGACAACUACUGUCCACAAGGCUUUGAAAUGAUCAUAAAGCAUGCUAAGCACGUACUGAAUGAACCGGAAGUUGUCGUGCCUGAUCUACUUCCCCUCUUGAGAAGUUUUGUAGCUCGCUAUAGCGCAUCUGCAUUUGUAGGUAAAGAGCUGUGUGCAGACGAGAAUCUGAUGAAUGCAUUUGAGAAUUCGGUAUCAGAGAUUGGUAAAGAAAUGACGCCUGGCUUAUUCCGUGUGCUGUUUCCAUCCUUCAACAAAUUAUACUUGAAGUUCCUGUAUCCAAAGACAGCAGCUAUAGAUAAACACAGAAUGCUUAUCAAAAACGCAUUAGCAGCAGACAUUGAAAGAAGAAGAGCAUCACCAGAACAAAAGGAACCAAGUGGUAUCCUUGGCUACAUACUUGAAACACAUCCUCAAGAAGAAAUAGAUGCUGCAUAUCUCGAGUCUUUGACAACUAUCAUCCUCAUCUUUAUCUUUGUUGGCGUUCAUACCACUUCAAUGGCUGCAGCAACCGUGAUGUACCAGCUUGUAGCGCAUCCUGAAUAUAUCCCAGAGUUACUUGAAGAGCAAAAGCAGGUUUCAGAGACCGGCGAUCCAAUAGAUUUUGUGCCAAGUGCUUAUCGACAGAUGCCAAAGCUCGACAGCUUUAUUCGUGAGUCUAUGCGUACUCGUGCUACGGGUAUUAUAUUGCCUCAUAAAAAUGUUACAGAUAAGGAUGUUGUCCUUCGAUCAGGGGCGAUUGUUAGACCAGGAGAGGAUGUUUAUAUCAAUAUAUGGCAUGUUCACUUUGAUGAAGCAAACCAAGGUCACAUGGAUAAUGUCGAUCAGUUCUUGGGAUUCAGAUUCGUUGGCCAGGAUAAGCAAACAACAAAGACAGGACAUGAUUUUGUCUCUUUUGGUCUUGGAAAGCGUGCUUGUCCAGGAAGAUGGUUUGCAACCCAGCAGAUAAAGGGCAUUGUUUCUUACUUUAUUAGACAUUAUGAAAUGCGUCCAGCAGGCGAUAUUCUGAUUGCUGGUGAAAAUGGUUAUUCUAAACCACCAACAGGUCCUGUUCAGUUUAUUAAAAAGGAAACAAAAUAA